Messenger RNA from Gaeumannomyces tritici R3-111a-1, 783 nucleotides. RefSeq lists its product as hypothetical. The record is from RefSeq and is a predicted model, not a curated record. The coding region runs from base 1 to 783 and encodes 260 amino acids. NCBI's taxonomy places the organism in Eukaryota, Fungi, Ascomycota, Sordariomycetes, Magnaporthales, Magnaporthaceae. The transcript has 2 exons.
AUGUCGUCACAACAUCAUCACCACCACCACCACCAAAAACGCCCGCCGCCGCUCCGGCCGCUCCUCCUAGCCGGUGGCCGGUCGACGCGCAUGGGCUCGCCCAAGCACCUGCUCCCCAUGCCCGACGGCCGGCCGCUGUACCAGCACCUGGCCGAGGCGCUGCAGGCCGCGUGCCCCGAGUGCCCGGCCGUGCACGUGUCGCUGGCCUACGACUCGCCACUGGACGCGCGCCUGCGCUUUGCCCUCAUCUCGUCGCUCGUCGAAGACGACGACGGCGACGAUAGCACCAGCAGCAGCGAAGACGGCGAGGGCAACAACAGGGAUGGUGGUGGUGGUGGUGGUGGUGGUGGUCUGCUGCUGGCGCGCCUGGACGACUACGCGCGCGCGCCCAGCCCGUCGGGCGCCGGGCCCACGCUGCAGCAUUGUGGUGGCGGCAGUGGUGAUGAUGGCGGCGGCGGUGGCAGUGGAACGGCCCCGGCGGCCGUCGUCACCUGCUUCCGCGGCGCGGACGGCAGGCCCGAGCCGCUCGUCGGCAUCUGGACCCCCGAGGCCCUGGGGCGGCUGGCGGCGGCGGCGGCGAGCGCCGGGGCCGGCGGGAGCGGGAGUACCGGCGGCUGCUGCCCCGACGCGGUGCUCGAGGAGCUCGGCGAUGCGGUGGUCACUCUUGAGCCGCCCAGCGGUGGUGGCAUCUGCGACGUCAAGACGAAGGAGGACUGGGACUGCGCGCUUGAGAAGCUGAGGCUGAGGAGGGAGCCUCGACCAAGUCGGCGGUGCGCCGCCUGA